Molecule: messenger RNA, 1452 nt
Organism: Aphis gossypii (cotton aphid)
Lineage: Eukaryota; Metazoa; Arthropoda; Insecta; Hemiptera; Aphididae
Product: alpha-crystallin B chain
Exons: 4
Coding region: 224-835 (203 amino acids)
Biological process (GO): protein refolding; response to heat
Molecular function (GO): protein folding chaperone
Source: RefSeq, a predicted model, not a curated record
CGAACGCGGGUCCGCUGGCGUCAGUCAUACCCUGAGUGUGUUCGGCGCGUGUCCAUACAACAGUCGAUUUUUAGCGGAAUAUAAUUCGCCAUACAAACCACCUACCUAUUAUAUCAUAUUAGAUAUUAUAUAAUAUCUUAUAUUAUUACCGUCGCAUUUUUACCCCUUCAAACUCUCGUCCGUUCCGUUAUCGAUUAUUUUCUUUGCACACGCUAAAAUAUAAAUGGCACACAACACUGGCGUCAAGCGAGACAUCCCUAUCAAGUUGGGCGACUUCAGUGUGAUCGACUCUGAAUUCAGCAACAUCCGCGAGCGUUUUGACGCUGAAAUGCGAAAAAUGGAAGACGAGAUGACCAAGUUUCGUUCCGAACUCAUGAACAAAGAGUCGAACUUCUUCAAGACCACGUCCAAGACAUCACACGUGGAAGAAAAGUCCUUCUCUCAGAACACAAUCUCGUCGAACCACAGCGAUUUGCCAGCUAGCCGACUAACUGGGGCUGCGCCUAGCGGUUGGGUUGAAAGCAUCAAUUCGCCGUUGAUUCAAGAGGAUGGCGACAACAAAAUGUUGAAACUCAGAUUCGACGUCAGUCAAUACGAACCCGAGGAAAUCGUCGUCAAAACAGUCGACAACAAACUAUUGGUACAUGCCAAGCAUGAAGAAAAAUCAGAUUCAAAAUCGGUGUACAGGGAAUACAACCGGGAAUUCUUACUUCCAAAAGGUACCAAUCCGGAAGCGAUCAAAUCAUCUCUUAGCAAAGACGGCGUGUUAACUGUUGAAGCACCGUUGCCUGCUUUAGGAGGGCCUGAUAAAUUGAUUCCAAUCUCGCAUCAUUAAUUGUUUUUCUAUCUAGUGAACCACUUUUAGAAUGCAUAAACGUUUUAAUUUUAAUUUUAAUAUCUUAAUUUUUAAUUAAUUAAUUUUUGAAAAAAAUAAUGUUGUUUUUAAUUCCCUUCAAUAAGUCAUUAUGAUUUUUUGUUUCCAAUGUUUAAAAAAAAACCAUACAAUAUUAUUUAUAUAUAUAUAUAUAUAUAUAUGUUAUCUAUAUAAACAACGUUAAAAUUACAUGUUUUAUUAUAGAGCUUUAUACAACGCGAUCACGUUGCACACCAUAAUAAUAUUUGUCAAAACAUAAUUUACGCUAGUUCCUACAAUAAUUGUUUCUGUAAUCACUGCAUUAAAGAUUGAAUAUAUUUUUAUACACAUAAUAAUAUAAUAUAUUUAGCUAAGUACACAACUUUAUAUUAUAUCUUAUACAAUAAUAUAUUAUAUUUCCAUGAUAAUAAAAGAAGAAAAUAGGUGCAAUUAAUUGGCUAAUGUUCAUUAACAUAUUAUAUAAAUAUAUAUUAUAUUCCGUUCGAUUGAGAAAACAAACAAAAAUUGUAUUUUAAUAAUUAUUACUACAUUUUUAUUGUUAUAAUUAUCUAUACUAAUAUAAAUUAUUUGCCUUUUUU